GGGCGGGGCGGCGCGCGAAGCCUGGUGGGAGCGCGACAGGCGGGCUGGUAACCUACAGCCGUGGACAGACAUGGUCCCCGCGGCGUGGGCGCUCCUCCUUCCCCUGCUCGGGUUCCUGCUGCCCGCGCGGGCCCUGGGCCAUGCCUGGGACCCCGCCGGCUACCUACUCUACUGUCCCUGCAUGGGGCGGUUUGGGAAUCAGGCAGAUCACUUCUUGGGCUCCUUGGCAUUUGCAAAGCUACUGAACCGGACCCUGGCUGUCCCACCAUGGAUUGAAUACCAGCAUCACAAGCCUCCAUACACCAAUCUGCAUGUGUCCUAUGAGACAUACUUCAAGUUAGAGCCACUCAAGGAAUAUCAUCGGGUCAUCAGCUUGGAAAAGUUCAUGGAGGAGUUGGCCCCAAUCCACUGGCCCCCUGAGAAUCGAGUGGCCUACUGCUUUGAUGUUGCAGCCCAGCGGAGUGCUGACAAGAAGACCUGCCCCAUGAAGGAAGGGAACCCCUUUGGUCCAUUCUGGGAUCAGUUCAAUGUCAAUUUUAAUAGAUCGGAACUUUUUGGUGGCAUUGCCUUCAGCUCUUCCUACAAGGACCAUUGGAUCCAAAGGUUUCCCCCAGAUAAACACCCAGUGCUUGCCCUGCCUGGAGCUCCAGCCCAGUUUCCGGUGUUGGAAGAACACAGGGCCCUGCAGAAGUACAUGGUGUGGUCAGACGAGAUGACAAAGAAGGGGGAGGCCCAGAUCCAGUCUCAUCUCAUCAGGCCUUACAUUGGGGUUCAUCUCCGAAUUGGCUCUGACUGGAAAAAUGCCUGUAAUAUGCUGAAGGAUGGGACAGCUGGCUCCCACUUCAUGGCUUCACCUCAGUGCGUAGGCUACAACCGUAACACUGCCGCACCUCUUACCAUGGUCAUGUGCCUGCCAGACCUGAAGGAGAUCAAACGUGCCCUGAGGCUCUGGGUGAAGACGGUAAAAGCCCAGUCCAUCUACAUUGCCACAGACUCAGAGAGCUAUGUCUCUGAAAUUCAGCAGCUGUUCAAAGGGACGGUGAAGGUGGUGACCCUGCAGCCUGAAGUGGCACAGAUUGACCUAUAUAUCCUUGGCCAGGCAGACCACUUCAUUGGCAACUGUGUCUCUUCCUUUACUGCCUUUGUGAAACGGGAACGGGACUUACGGGGCCAGUCCUCCUCCUUCUUUGGCAUGGACCGUCCCCCACAGCUUCGGGAUGAGUUCUGAUUUUCCAUCCUCUCCCCCAGCAAUCAAGGCCAUGGAUCCAGUGGUGGUGGUGUCAUCUGGCCAGACAGCGAGGUCAGGUCACCAGCCUGCUUCAUCCAAAUGCUGGGGCGUGGGGGAGUAGGAGGGUGGCUGUGUCCAGUGUCUGGUCUUAACCUACCUGAAUUCCAGGAUAUAAGCUGCCUUCUCAUCUUACCUGCUGGAGACCAGAAAGCAGAAUACCUCAAACUGCAAGGGCUUCCUCUAAGAAGAGAGCUGCCUUUGUGGUACAUUUCUGGGUAAUUCCUGAGCUAAUCCUUAGUAUUAGACAAUGGAAUACCCUGUUUCUUCCUUAUUUCCCCAUGCUCCUCUGUCUUCAUCCUGCUGUUUCUUCAAGGGGUCUCUGUUUAAUUGGCAUUCUCUAAGCAUCCACUGGCAACAUAAUGUGGUGGAGAGGGCAUGGGAUUUGGAAGCACUGCCUUUUCUACUUACAAGAUGUGUGACUUUGAGUGAGUCACCUCAACUCUGUGGACCUCGCUUAUCCCAUCUGUAAAAUAAGAGUGUUGGCAUAGGUGACUUCCAAGGUCCCUUCCCACUCUAACUCUAUAAUCCUCUGAGCAGCAGAUCUUCUGGAUUACAGCUUUUCUAGUUUUAAUACAUGACCAGCCCAGAUUUUUGUCCCCACAUAACUAUUUUUAUAACAGUGGAAGGCAUUCAUAUGGAAACCUAAAGUGGCCUUAACAGUGCAGACAAAUGAGAAACUGGAAUAGACUUGGCAACCUAUACCAUUCUUGCCAAAGAUGGCCCUUUGGUUGUUUGCAUGCUGCCACUGCCUUUCUGCAUUAUCAUGGUCACCUCUCCUUUUGGGGUUCUCCUCCUUGUGAGAGCCCAUGUGCACUGACAUCCCAGAAGGACCAUUUUGAAUAAGCUGAUCUCUAGCAAACCUCUCAGUAUUAAGAAUUUGCUUAAAUGACUUUUACUCCCUCUGGGCUCCAGAGUGCUGACUGAAACUUUGUGCUUAUUUCCUGCCUUCCUUCCUUUGCAUGGUGGGAUCUGAGGCUCUGGCCAUGGGGUGUGACAACCAAGAUGCAAGUGGCCCAGUCACUGGAUGGGACUUCGAGAUCAGUCUUCUCAAUAUUAAGUGACCCUUGACAUCCUCUCUUACUCUAGCUUCCAGCCUUUCUGUAGGACCUGUGAGAUUUUCUUCCGAAGCUCUGUCUAAAUCCGGAGGAAAUCAUUCUCUCUCAGCAUAUUCUUAUGACUAAGGCACUAUACAAUCAUCCUGCCUACUGCCCAAGGGUGGAAACUUUAGCUCAAUGAUUUCUAAAGUUCUCAGAUUUCAACACUGAAAGAUAGCCUGCCCACCUCUGCCUCAGUUUCUCCUUGGUGGAGGCAGUUCAGUCUGGGAACUAGGAGACCUCACAGAGGAACCCCAGGCUUACCACUCAUCACUUUGGUUUUAACAUUGACAUUCAUCUUCUGAGGAAGAGCUUAAUUCCCCCUGUAGGGUGGAAGUGAUUUACUGUAGAGGUCACAGCUUGAUCAGGGGACUUGCCUCAGGAUGCCAGUCUGUGAAGGGAAGGCAUGCAGGAAGAUGAGUUUGUGCUGUUCAAAUUCUGUUGCUACAAAGGGGCCUUAGGAAACCCUUCUGAGUGAGGAAAAGCCCCUGGAAAGGCAUUUUGUAUUUUUUUUCAAUAAAAUAUAGCUAUACAUUUUUAAGUCUUGAAUAAAUUAUCCAAAUGACCAUCUCUCACUCCUGUCCCCAGCCAGCCAGGCAGAUUAACAAGCUGGUAAACAGACCUAGCAACCUCCUCAUGUCCAAACAUCUGCUCUGUCCAAACGUGCUGACCCAGAAUAAGGUCACAAGAACAACCUGCUCCAUACUUAAAGCUUGUGUAGUUUAGUGAGUCACUGUGUAGCUCACAUUUCUGCAGGGCUUUUACAGUUUACAAAGCUCUUUCCUCACAAUACCCCUACAAAGGAAGCAAGAAAAGGCUUAUCUUCAUUUUACAAAUAGGCACAAUGAAACCCAGAAAGAUGAAAUUGUUUGGUCAAGGUCACAUGGUUAGCAGAGACUCAAAUUUGGUCUCUAAAUCCAAUGUGCUCCAAUUUAUCAACAGAUGAAUAUUAACAGGCACCAGCUGUGUUGGAUAUUGGACAAUAAUUAAAUGAUGGGUCUCAGUUUCUUCAUCUAGAAAAUAGGUCAACUAAUAUUGCCCUUUAUAGGUUUAUAAGGAUAUGAUAAAUACACAGUGGCUGUUAAGUUAAGGAGGCUGAGUUUAAAACUGAAUCAGAAUUGGGGGAGGGGGCAGGUAGACUGCAGCAUAUCACUUACAAUGACUUAAGAAACAAAAAAAGAUCACAAAAGAUAUCAAGGACAUGUAUGCCUGGAAAAGGCAGUGGGCCAAUUGUGUAGUAGGAAUGGGGAUAAGAUUCUUAAAUGGGUAUCCAUGAAAUAUUAAAAGACCCAGAAGAAGGACUCUUACUUAGCUUCUUGAUCCUUCACAGAGGAUUUAUGGAAGGAAGGGAUGGGGAUAGAGACUAGAAGUUUGAUUUCAUUGGUUUAAGAAACUCAGAUAAGGAAAUUCCUUCCAAUGUUGGUUGCCAUGCUCCUUGUGAAGGUCAGUCAACAAGCAUUCACUUAGUAUACGUUAGGCCCUGUGCAA
Molecule: messenger RNA, 3870 nt
Organism: Trichosurus vulpecula (common brushtail)
Lineage: Eukaryota; Metazoa; Chordata; Mammalia; Diprotodontia; Phalangeridae
Gene: POFUT1
Product: protein O-fucosyltransferase 1
Exons: 7
Coding region: 71-1228 (385 amino acids)
Biological process (GO): protein O-linked glycosylation via fucose; Notch signaling pathway; regulation of Notch signaling pathway
Cellular component (GO): endoplasmic reticulum
Molecular function (GO): peptide-O-fucosyltransferase activity
Source: RefSeq, a predicted model, not a curated record